CGAGUGUUAAUAUCAUAGACUGUAUAUAAAUAAUGUGUAGAAACGUUUCUUACGUCAGACUCUAACUCCGCCCUCGCCGCCUGUGAACGCCACGUACAGUUUGGCUCAACGCACCUUAAGCCACGGGCUGCCAGUCUGAUACACUUUGACUGACAGGCCGAGCGACCAAUCAGCUCUCAACGCGACUGUUUUACAAAGAAAGUGGAGUUUCUCUGGCCAAUCAGCGGCGCCGCGGGGCGGGGCGUCACCAUGGUGACCACACUCUUUUUCUCCUUCUCCUUUAUAGAGGAGUGUAGGUUGUGGCCGGCAGGUUGUAUCGGUGGAUGACAGCUGUAAACAAGUGCAGCUCCGCCAGUUUGAGCACAUCUGAACGGCUAAAACGAGACAAAGACUGGAAAAGAGGAGCUCAAAAUGGUGAGGGGUAAAUCUGUGGUCCGCUGUGGGCUGGUCCUGCUCAGUUUGUGGCUGUGCAGCCAGUCAGUGCCUAUCAGUGUGGACAAGGCCAAAGAAAAGCCCCCAGAGGAGGAGCUGGGACCGCCAGAGAGUGCUGAGACCGGGCUGCACUACGACCGCUACCUGAGAGAAGUCAUCGAGUACCUGGAGAAGGACCCCCACUUCAGAGAGAAGCUGAAAAACGCCAACAUGGAAGACAUCAAGCUAGGCAAACUUUCCAAAGAACUGGACUUUGUUCACCACAACUUUCGGACCAAGCUGGACGAGCUGAAGAGGGAGGAGAUGAACCGGCUGAGGAUGCUCAUCAAAGUCAAACAGGACGUCCAGGGGGGGAGUGGCCGGACGGUGGACCACCAGGCGCUGCUCAAACAGUUUGAGCACCUCAACCACAUGAACCCCAACACCUUCGAGGUGGACGACCUGGACCGCCUCAUCCAAUCGGCGACCAAAGACCUGGAGAACUUUGACAAGGACCAGCACGACGAGUUCAAGAAGUAUGAGAUGAUGAAGGAGCACGAGAGGAGGGAGCGUCUGAAGGGCCUGAACGAGGAGGAGCGGCAGAAGGAGGAGCAGCACUACGAGGAGAUGAAGAAGAAACACGCAGAGCAUCCAAAAGUUAACCACCCGGGCAGUGAGGACCAGCUGAAGGAGGUGUGGCAGGAGUCGGACGGCAUGGACCCAGAAAACUUUGAUCCCAAGACCUUCUUCAAGAUGCACGACAGUAAUGGAGACGGCUUCUUCGAUGAGAGCGAGCUUGAAGCUCUCUUCACUAAAGAGCUGGAAAAAGUUUACAACCCUGAAAAUGAAGAAGACGACAUGGUGGAGAUGGAGGAGGAGAGACUGAGAAUGAGGGAGCACGUUAUGAACGAGGUGGACACCAACAAAGACAGACUGGUGUCUCUGACUGAGUUCAUCGCUGCUACGAAGAAGGAGGAUUUCUCAGAGAAAGACGGCUGGGAGACUCUGGACCAGAACCCUCUGUACACUGAUGAGGAGCUGAGACAGUUUGAACAACAUCUGCUCAACGAGGAGAACGACAUCAACAAAAAGUCUGUAGAGCUGCAGAAACAGAGAGAGGAGCUGGAGAAGAAACAGGAAGAACUGAAUAAUCAGAAGAUGGGACUACAACAGGCUGUAGAAGAAAUGGAACGGAUAAAAGCUGAGGCCAAACAGCCUGCAGGUGAACCGGCCCCGGUCGUCCCCGGCAACAGCCAGCCGCUGGCCCCCGGACACCAGCAGCAGGACGUCCCCGUGCCCCGACACUCCUAGCAGGACAACACUGUGUGUGUGUGGACGCCAGGGAGCCUGUGUGUGUGUGGGUGUGUGUUCUUGUACUUCCUACAUAGUGGGGACCAGAACAUGUUUUUUAACCAACAGUGAGUCCUCACCAAGGUUAUUAUAGUUAACGAAAACUAACGAAAUAACGAAAACUAGAAUUGAAAACUCAUUUUAGUUAACUGAAAUAAAAAUGAAAAACAAGAGUUUUUUUAAAAACGAUAACUGACUGAAACUGUAUUUUGUGGUUACAAAACUAACUAAAAAUAUAGUGAAAAUGUCCUUCGUUUUCAUCUUUGUCAACUUUUUUCAUAUAUAAUCCAGAGUUUCUAUUGGAACAUGCAACACAUGGUGAAUAUGUUGACUGAGACUGAGAUGUCUACACUCCAACCAAAAUUCAAAACACUUGGAACUGUAAGAGUUAAUAACCUUAUUGGGGCUGAGAUGAUAAACCAAAGGAAAUAAAGGCAAAAUUUAUUAUGACCACUUUGAAUCUGGCACCCAAAAUAUAGCCCAUUACAAAAAACUAAAACUAACACUAAAACAAAACUAAAUUAGCAUUUUCAAAAACUAAAAAACUAAAACUAGCAAAAUCAUUCUAAAAACUCAUUAAAACAAACUGAAUUUGAAAACAAAAAUUCACAACAAAAUUAAAACUAAAACUAAUGAAAAAUCCAAAACUAUUAUAACCUUGGUCCUCACUUCUUUAAAGUUUUUUUUGAGAUUUCAGACUUUGUUUUAAGGGUUAAAGGUUACAUGAUAAUGAUAACUAACUGAAACUGUAUUGUGUGGUUACAAAACUCACUAAAAUUAUAGUGAAAAUGUCCUUCGUUUUCGUCUUUGUCAACUUUUUUCAUACAUAAUGAAGAUGGAUAAUAAAACGAAAUAAAGGCAAAAUUUACUGUGACCUUUUUUAAUUUCCCACCCAACAAAUACCCCAUUACAAAAAACUAAAACUAAUAAAACUAAAUUAAAACAUUUAAAAUAAAUAAAUACUAAACUAAAACUAGCAAACUCACUCUAAAAACUCAUUAAAACUGGAUUUGAAAACAAAAAAUCACAACAAAACUAAAACUAAUGAAAAAUCCAAAACUAUUAUAACCUUCACUGUUCCAAUGAGGGUCCUCACAAAGAUAGAAGUACAAGAAUGUGUGUGUGUGUUUGCCUUGUAACAAUCCCAAUUUCCUCUUUUUUGUUUAUUUCCAAAAGAAGCCUAAAUAUGAAGAGCACACAAGAAAAUCUGAUUUGAGGCUUCAGGUUUGUUUUCCUCAUCAGAGACGUGGAGUCGCUCCAGUUCACUUCAACAAACAAAACACUCUUUUGUGUUUUGGUCAUUUUGAUGUUUCACCACAGCGAGGACUUUGUUCUGCAGCGGAGGGGGAGGGGCCUGAGAAGUGAAGGUUUUGUUUAGUACACUGGAGUUCAUGGUGACUGAUAUCUCUGAAGGUUAUUUAUUUAUUCCGUUAAACACGAGACGAUUAUUCCAUUUAAAUGAAUGUCAGAAACUUAGUUUAUAGAUGUGGUGCUGCUGGCUGAAGAAUAAAAAAGGUCCUAUUUACAUUUUUCAUGUAAUUAUGAAUAAAUUAUAAUAUAUUCUGCACAUUUACUUACCACCUGAUUCCAAAAAAAGUUGUAAAAACAGAAUGUGGGUGAUUCUCAUGAACAUUUUACAGCUAAUAGCUAAAAUCUAAGAGCAUUAAAUACAUAUUUUCUUUGACCCUUUAUAACAUAUACAAUCUAAAGUCACUGUUUAAUAUGAAUUUAUAUUCUAUUUUAAGAUUUUUAAGGUAUUUUCUGACAUUUUUCGAGACACUAUGAGCAAAAUUCAUUACCAUAACACAUUUUUAAAUUAAAAAACAAGGCAACACUUAAAUGUGCUCAAAGGUAGCUGGUAUCACCAAAUGUAUUUUAUUAAAAUAUACACAUUUUAAUUCAAACGAUUCUAUCAUUACCGUAACAUUUAACCAUUUUUUCUCAUCAAUUUUCAUCCAGAUUUUGUUCUUUAUACAUUGUUAAAAACCAUUAUGUUUGAUUAUAUUCUGUUAAAUUAUACAUUUUUCAACAAAUGUAUAUUUAUUUUUAUAAAGUUUAUUAAAUAUUUAUUGUAUAUAAGUGUGGGGGAAACCAUGACAUUAUUAUCUGGACACAUUACGGUAAUGAAUUUGUGAAUCAAAAAUAUGUUUAAAAAUAUAGAAAA
Molecule: messenger RNA, 3925 nt
Organism: Centropristis striata (black sea bass)
Lineage: Eukaryota; Metazoa; Chordata; Actinopteri; Perciformes; Serranidae
Product: nucleobindin-2-like
Exons: 13
Coding region: 412-1722 (436 amino acids)
Cellular component (GO): endoplasmic reticulum-Golgi intermediate compartment; extracellular exosome
Molecular function (GO): calcium ion binding
Source: RefSeq, a predicted model, not a curated record